Messenger RNA from Cotesia congregata, 369 nucleotides. Lineage: Eukaryota; Metazoa; Arthropoda; Insecta; Hymenoptera; Braconidae. The record is from the annotation of a GenBank genome assembly.
AUGGAUCCAGAAGUUUGUGAAAAAUUGUUGGAAUAUAUUUAUACUGAGAAUGUAACUGGUCUUGAUGAAAUUGCUGAACUUUUAUACGUAGAAGCCGACAAGUAUCAGCUUCCAGAUCUGAAAGAACUUUGUGAAGAUUCAUUUUGUAGAUGCGUAACAAUUAAAAAUGCUGUUAAAUAUCUCGUUCUCAUGGACCGCCAUCUUGAUAGUAAGAAAUUUUUCGACUAUGUUCUAAGAUUCAUCGCUCUUAACUCCGAAAAAAUUGUCGCAACUGCCAAUUUUAAAAAGUUAAAAAAAAACAAAUCCAGGGUUGUUGUUUACUAUAACAACAACGUUUUGCUGUUACCGAAUAAUACUUUGAUAAUUUAA